Messenger RNA from Medicago truncatula (barrel medic), 1945 nucleotides. RefSeq names its product GTPase HflX. Gene Ontology annotation, molecular function: GTP binding; ribosome binding. NCBI's taxonomy places the organism in Eukaryota, Viridiplantae, Streptophyta, Magnoliopsida, Fabales, Fabaceae. The transcript has 13 exons. Gene Ontology annotation, cellular component: cytoplasm. Bases 30 to 1667 code for a protein of 545 amino acids. The record is from RefSeq and is a predicted model, not a curated record.
UGAGGUGAGUUUGUAGAAAGCAGAAAGAAAUGAUGAGAUGUGCAUGCGUUAACGGUGGUUCCGUUAUUCUUCAACCAUCAUCAUCUUCUUCAACAAUUCGAUUUCAAUUUCAACAACAACAACGUUAUCUAAAUCUUGUUCGUUCUCAUUCCUUAUCCUCUUUCUCUCUUAACGUUACACCGCACAACACUGAACAACUUCAACUCUCUUCUUCUUUCUCCAACGACGCGGUUUUACUUCCAAUUCAAGAACAAGAACAACAACAAUCAUCUCCUCCAACUCCAGAUGAAGAUAAAUCCACUACCAAGCUUAAAAAGAAGAAGAAAGAUAAAAACGACGAUGAUAACAGUAGCAACAUCGAUAACCGCUUCAAGCUCCGUAACGGAAGAGAGGUUUUUGAAGAGAAAGCGUAUCUGGUUGGUGUCGAGAGAAAAGGCGAAGUUAGUGAUUCAUUUGGUAUAGAAGAUUCUUUGAGUGAAUUGGAACAGUUAGCUGAUACUGCUGGAUUAUUGGUUGUUGCCUCUACAUACCAAAAGCUUGCUUCUCCAAACCCUAGGACGUACAUUGGCUCUGGUAAAGUUUCUGAAAUUAAGAGUGCAAUUAAUGCAUUGGACGUUGAAACUGUGAUAUUUGAUGAUGAGCUAUCAGCUGGGCAACUGCGCAACCUGGAAAAGGUUUUUGGUGGAGAUGUGAGAGUUUGCGAUCGAACUGCUCUAAUCCUUGAUAUAUUUAAUCAGCGAGCGGCAACACAUGAAGCAUCUUUACAGGUUGCAUUAGCACAAAUGGAAUACCAACUACCUCGUCUAACAAAAAUGUGGACUCAUCUUGAGCGUCAAUCAGGAGGGCAGGUGAAGGGAAUGGGUGAAAAACAAAUAGAAGUGGACAAGCGUAUUUUGCGUAACCAAAUCGGUGUUCUGAAAAAGGAGCUAGAAUCUGUUAGGAAGCACCGAAAGCAGUACCGUAACAGGCGUCUCUCAGUACCUGUGCCUGUAGUAUCCUUGGUUGGUUAUACGAAUGCUGGUAAGAGUACGCUUUUGAAUCAAUUAACUGGAGCAGAUGUUCUUGCCGAGGAUAAACUAUUUGCAACUUUAGAUCCAACUACAAGGAGAGUACAGAUGAAGAAUGGAAAGGAGUUUCUCCUAACAGACACUGUUGGUUUUAUUCAGAAGUUACCUACUACACUAGUUGCUGCCUUCAGAGCCACACUGGAGGAGAUAUCAGAGUCAUCACUUUUGGUGCAUGUGAUUGAUAUCAGUCACCCCCUGGCCGACCAACAGAUAAAUGCUGUGGACAAAGUUCUGUCAGAACUAGAUGUAUCAUCAAUCCCAACGCUGAUGGUCUGGAACAAGAUCGACAGGGCUAGUGAUCCCCAGAAAAUCAGGCUAGAAGCUGGAAAAAGAGAUGAUGUUGUAUGCAUAUCUGCCUUAAGUGGCGAUGGCAUACAAGAAUUCUGUAAUGCAGUUCAAGACAAACUAAAGGACUCCAUGGUAUGGGUGGAAGCUUUGUUACCAUUUGAAAAUGGGGACCUUCUCAGCACCAUACACCAAGUUGGAAUGGUUGAGAAAACUGAAUAUACCGAGCAAGGGACAUAUAUCAAGGCUCAUGUGCCCCUACGUUUUGCGAGGUUGCUCACACCGAUGAGGCAACUGUGUGUACCACGACCUUAACUUUCUUAAACAUGUAUAUAUGUUAUUUCAAUAUUAACUUUCAUACAUAUCUGUCAUUAGGUGGUGUAGAACCAUGAUUAAUAUAGUUUUGUAUCAGUAGUGUUUGAAGCCACUUGUGAGAUAUACAAUUAUAAUGACUUGCAGUAUAAUAGGUCUUAACUCAUGUAAAACUGUACAUAUUUGUAUGUAAUUAUUGAAGUUAGAUCAGUAAGCCCUUAAAAAUGGGGACCCUGUUGAAAGCCUUGAAGGAUGAUAGCAAUGCAAAGUGUGUUGUCAUA